UUAUUUACUUCAUACUAUUUUUGUCCACAGAAGAAUGAUGACGCUUUGGACGAGCAAGAAAAGGCUGUAAAACAAAUCCGGGCUGCUGGAGCUGCGAAAGCUGCCGAAGACGAAAAGGCCAGGCAACCACAUUCGUUUGUGAUUCAUCGCGGUAGCGUUGGCAAGUAUAUCAAGGCAUUGGAAAAUGAUAUCCGGCAAAUAAUGGAUCCCUUUACAGCGAAGCACUUGAAGACCCUGAAACGCAACAACAUCAAAGAUUUCGUAGUACAUGGCGCUGUACUCGGUGUGACGAAUAUGAUGGUCUUGACAACCAGUGAUACGUCUGUUCAACUACGAAUGAUGCGAUUCAAUCAAGGACCCACACUCACCUUCCGAGUGCCCGAAUAUUCCUUGUCACGUCAUAUCUUAGCCACGCAGAAACGGCCCUUGGUACACCAAAAACUUUUCGAAAGACCUCCUCUUGUUGUUAUGAACGGAUUCAGCCAGAGUGGUAAAAAACAUCUUCUGCUGGUGGAAACUUUUAUACAAAACAUGUUCCCCUCGAUCAAUAUCGAUACGCUUGAAUUGCGAACUGUAAAACGUUGCUUGAUGGUGAAUUACUUCGAAGAAGAUGAUACUAUUGAGAUUCGCCAUUAUGCUAUUCGAACAGUAGCAUCAGGAUUGAACAAAUCAGUUCGGAAAUUGGUCCAAGCCGGCAAAUCGACCACUAAGGAUCUGCCGGAUCUUUCGAAAUACAAUGAUAUUGCAGAUUAUCUUCUGAAUCCCGGCCAUUUGAGCGACAGCGAAUAUGAGGGUGAACAAGAAGAGGUGGUCUUAUCGCAGAGUAUCAGUGAGCAGGCUGGUACAAUGAAAGGCGAAAAAAGUCACAUACGAUUGAUGGAGAUUGGACCACGUUUAAAACUGGAGCUACUAAAAGUUCAAGAUGGAAUCGAUGAAGGAGAAGUGUUAUAUCACAAAAUCAUCCAAAAAACCAGUGAAGAACUAGAAAAACUGAAGAAGGAAGCUCCUAAAAAGAAGAAAUUGAGAAAGAGAAGGGAGCAGGAGACAGAACACCGCGUCAUACGUCGUCUCGAAAACGCAAAAGAAAAAGCAAAGCGAGAGGAAGAGGAAUUCAAAGCGUUCAAAGAAAAAGCUGCAAGAAAACAAGCUGCAGCGACAGGGCAGACAGAGGACAUCGAGAAUAGCAAGGAAAAGGAUCGAGAGAUAGCUCUUAAUAGAGAACGCGAGUUGAAACGCCACGGCGGCGGAGGCGAAGGUCAAAAUCGUCCACUGGAACCGGAACGAAAACGCAGGCGAAAGGAUUUUCAUGAUACGAAGCACGGCGCAAAGAAGCAAUUUAAUAAAGAGAGAGGAGAAUAG
Molecule: messenger RNA, 1359 nt
Organism: Haemonchus placei
Lineage: Eukaryota; Metazoa; Nematoda; Chromadorea; Rhabditida; Trichostrongylidae
Source: the annotation of a GenBank genome assembly